Molecule: messenger RNA, 354 nt
Organism: Trypanosoma conorhini
Lineage: Eukaryota; Euglenozoa; Kinetoplastea; Trypanosomatida; Trypanosomatidae
Exons: 1
Coding region: 1-354 (117 amino acids)
Source: RefSeq, a predicted model, not a curated record
AUGGGUUUGGGCGCGGCAGUGGGGGGCAGCGCAGACCACGCAUGCGGGGAGCGGUGGAGGCGACGGUCCGGCGCCCGCACGAGAAGCCCACAGCGACGGUUGAGCAGCCAAGUGCCCCCGCCGCCACGCGAAGGUGCGGGUGACGGUGCCCGCGGGGAAGCCGCGCGUCCGGCCGGCGGGGCGUGCCGCGGCCCGCGUCUUUUCCUGCGGGGCGGCAGCUGCGGGCUCCUCUUCGUGCGGGGCGCCAGCACCGCCGCCGCGUGGCGGGCAACGCAACAAACAAACUUGCCGGGCAAAAAACAAACACGUGCCCCGAGCGGCCCGCAUGCAUCCGCCGCCGAGCACCGCAACUAA